AUGCCCAGCGACCUGUCGCCAUACAGCGCGCGUCGCCUGCUGACCCAGCAGCUGGGCGACUCCAAGGCGGCAUCGCCCCAGCCGGGCCCUGGCAGGAACGCGAGCCCCAGCAGCCUCUCCAGAAAUGGGUCGGAGCAUGCUACCAGAGAGCCUCCAGUGGCAUCGGCCCGGCGUUCAAUGAGCGCCUCUAAACGAGAGAAGCCGAGGGAGGUGUCCAUGGACCGCCGGCUCAGGAAUCCGGCAGCAGCAGAGCCAGGCGCCCUGGGUAAACGCGACCCCUCGCCUGAACCCUACAGAGAGCGCACCAGAGACCGGUCCAGAGACAGGCGGCGAGACCGGUCGCGGGAAAAGAGACGCGACAGGUCUGGAGACAGGAAGAAGGAUCGUUCCAGAGACAGGCGGCGCCAUCGCUCCAAGGACAGGCACAGUCGCCGCGACCGCUCGCACUCCAGAGACCGGCGGCAUAGGGACAAAUCCAAGGACCGACAACGCUCGCCAUCACGUAUACCGUAUCGUUCUCGUAAGCCACGCGCUCGCUCGCGCUCCGGCUCAACGUCGCCGCCACCCAAGCGCCGCCGCCGUUCACGUUCCGCAUCUCGCUCCCGUUCACCUCCUCUGCGCAAACGGGACAAGCAACCGCUCCCUUCCCAGGAGGUGUCUUUCCGUGGUCUCGAUGAUUCUGCUCAGCCGCCGUCGAAAUAUGGUGGCGCGCCGCCCGACAAAGAGAAACCCAACUUCAAGCCUACCGGUGCACUAGCGAAAGCUGCCAACCGUGUAGAGGGUACCAAAAUUUCUCUCAAAUACCACGAGCCGCCUGAAGCGCGGAAGCCGCCCACAUCACAGCCAUGGCGCAUCUUUGUCUUCAAAGGCGACGAUGUGGUCGACACAAUUGAGCUCUGGCAGAAGAGUUGCUGGCUCCUGGGCCGGUCGCGAGAAGUUGUAGAUUAUGUACUCGAGCACCCGAGCUCGAGCGGACAGCACGCCGUUAUCCAGUUCCGAUAUAUACAGAAGACGAUCGAGGACGAGUUCGGAGUGAAGAGCACGCGCGGAAAGGUUAAACCGUAUGUUAUCGACUUGGAAAGCAGUAAUGGUACCGAAUUGAACGGCGAAGAUAUUGAAGCCAGUCGAUACUUUGAGCUUCGCGACAAGGACAUACUCAAGUUUGGCGGAAGCGAGAGGGAAUACGUUGUCAUGCUACCGCCAGCAGACUCGAAAUAA
This is a messenger RNA of Exserohilum turcica Et28A, 1218 nucleotides long. RefSeq lists its product as uncharacterized. Gene Ontology annotation, biological process: maintenance of RNA location; mRNA splicing, via spliceosome. Gene Ontology annotation, cellular component: nucleus. Gene Ontology annotation, molecular function: mRNA binding; protein binding. NCBI's taxonomy places the organism in Eukaryota, Fungi, Ascomycota, Dothideomycetes, Pleosporales, Pleosporaceae. The record is from RefSeq and is a predicted model, not a curated record. The transcript has a single exon. The coding region runs from base 1 to 1218 and encodes 405 amino acids.